Messenger RNA from Venustampulla echinocandica, 972 nucleotides. RefSeq lists its product as uncharacterized. The transcript has a single exon. NCBI's taxonomy places the organism in Eukaryota, Fungi, Ascomycota, Leotiomycetes, Helotiales, Pleuroascaceae. The record is from RefSeq and is a predicted model, not a curated record. The coding region runs from base 1 to 972 and encodes 323 amino acids.
AUGUCGGAAAAAGUGUCGAAAAAAGAAGAAGCAAGAAGUGCUGCCCUGGAAGCUCAGCAAAGGGGUGCCGGUGACGACGACGACGAUGCCCUCCCUGCAUAUUCAGCCAUGCCAUCACAAGGACCGACGGCAGAGUCGCCCUUGAACUUUCCCUCUGACGGGCCAUCUCCAGGUGUUGCUUCAGCAUCCUCAUUUGCAUCGGCGUCAACACCGACCAGACUCCAGCGCCCCAUCGCGAUUCCCCAAAUCACCCCUCACAAAUCCGCCCCUUUCUUAGAUGCCUAUACACGCCUACUUCUACAAUAUGGCAUUACACCUGAGUCCUGGCGGGCUUUUCUCACCACUAUGUCGGCAUUCUUAGCCGCCAAAGUGUCCGAUCAAGCGCUGGCUCACACCGCCGAUAUAGGGCGCAAGGUGGGUGAUGUGCCAAAACGCUUCGGUCAAGACACCACAAAGGCCGCAAAGUCAGUAGGGAACAACAUCCGCAAUUCUGCAAAGAGCGGUGACUACGUCGGCGCAGCCAUGGGCGCCGUCAGCGGCUCUAUCAGCUUGCCUAUCGGAACUGCAAUGAGGGCCGUCGGCGCUCUGGUGAGCUUACCUGGCGCGACCGUCGGCGCUAUGUCACAGAAGCCACAGACACCUAGGGCGAGAGCUGCGGCUUAUGCUGCGGCGGCAAACGUGAAGUGGUUGAGGCAGAGGGGGCUUCGAGCACAGCUGGUAGAUACAGCGGAGCUGGCGACCAUUGCUGGCUUGCCAGUGACGAGACUGCAGGCUCUUGCGCUCGCCUCUGAGGACCGCAGUGCGGCCGGGCAGAUUUCUGCAUUGAAGGAGUAUAUCACUGAAUUGGAGACUUUUACGGGCAGUGCGCUGGAGUUCGGGGCAAGUACUCUUUGGUUGGUGAUCUUUCCAGAUGACGGUGUCGGUACAGCUCUGGUGGCAGGGGAUGGGCUUAAGGCUAAAGACGGAAAUUGA